CGCUUGUAGCGCCGGCGUUCGGAUGGCGGAGCUUCAGGCUGAGUCGGAACCUCUUCUGGGCCGGGCCCACGGGGGCCGCGGCCGCGACUCCCCGCCGUCGGGGUUGUCCGCUUUCAGUAGCAUCCAAGUCGGCCCCGGUGCCAUGGCCAGGCAGGACCUUUGCAUCAACCAGGCUGUGGUCUUCAUUGAAGAUGCUGUUCAGUACCGCUCCAUCUACCACCGCAUGGAUGCCCGCUCCAUGUGGCUUUACCGAUGGUAUUACUCGAACCUGUGCCAGCGGACUCUGAGCUUUACUAUCUUUUUGAUCCUGUUUUUGGCUUUUAUUGAGACCCCGUCCUCACUCACAAGGACUGCAGAUGUGCGUUACCGCUCCCCACCCUGGGAGCCACCCUGUGGCCUGACAGAGGCCGUGGAGCUACUCUGCCUGCUGGUCUUUGUGGCCGACGUCUCCGUGAAGGGUUACCUGGUUGGAUGGUCCCAGUUCCAGAAGAACCUCUGGCUGCUGGCCUACCUCACGGUGCUAGCCGUGUCCCUGGUGGACUGGGCUGUGUCCCUGAGUCUCCUUUGUCAGGAGCCACUGCGCCUGCGCCGCCUCCUGCGCCCCUUCUUCCUGCUGCAGAACUCCUCCAUGAUGAAGAAGACCUUAAAGUGCAUCCGAUGGUCUCUGCCAGACAUGGCCAGCGUCGGGCUGCUGCUGGCCAUUCACUUGUGCCUUUUCACGAUGCUCGGGAUGCUGCUGUUCACUGUGGGCGAGAAGGAUGCAGAGCCGAACAGGGAGAGACUGGCCUACUUCCGGAGCCUGCCAGAGGCUCUGACCUCCCUCUUGGUGCUGCUGACCACGGCCAACAACCCUGAUGUGAUGAUUCCUGCAUAUUCCAAGAACCGGGCCUACGCCAUCUUCUUCAUAGUCUUCACCCUGAUAGGAAGCCUGUUUCUCAUGAACCUGCUCACUGCCAUCAUCUACAACCAAUUCCGUGGCUACCUGAUGAAAUCUCUGCAGACCUCCCUGCUCCGGCGACGCCUGGGGACCCGUGCUGCCUAUGAAGUCCUUUCCUCCAUGCCAGGGCAGGCGGGAGCCACUCCUGAGGCAAUUGGGGUGAAGCCUCAGAACUUCCUGCAGGUGCUUCAGAAAGUGCAGAUGAGCCAUUCCCACAAGCAGGCCCUCAUGGAGAAGGUGCGAUCCUACAAUGAUGUCCUACUGUCCAUCGAUGAGUUCCAGAAGCUCUUUGACGAGCUUGACAAAAGUGUGAUCAAAGAGCACCCGCCAAGGCCCCAGUACCAGUCUCCGUUUCUCCGGACCGCCCAGGUCUUCUUCGGCCACCAGUACUUCGACUACCUGGGGAAUGUCAUCGCCCUGAGCAACCUCGUGUCCAUCUGCGUGUUCCUGGUACUGGACGCCGACGUGCUGCCUGGGAACCGAGAUGACUUUGUCCUGGGGAUCCUGGACUGCAUCUACAUCCUGUACUACGUGCUGGAGCUGCUGCUCAAGGUCUUCGCUCUGGGCCUGUGGGGCUACCUGUCCUACCCCAGCAAUGUAUGCGACGGCCUUCUCACCUCCAUCCUGCUGGUUUUGGAAAUCUCUACUCUGGCUGUGUAUGGAUUCCCACACCCACGCUGGAAGCCAGAGACGCUGGGGCUGCUGUCCCUAUGGGACAUGACGCGGCUGGUGAACAUGCUCAUUGUGUUCCGGUUCUUGCGCAUCGUCCCCAACAUGAAGCCUAUGGCCAUGGUGGUCAGUACCGUACUGGGCCUGAUCCAGAACUUGCGGGCCUUUGGUGGAAUCCUGGUGGUGGUGUACUACGUGUUCGCCAUCAUUGGGAUCAGCAUGUUCCGAGGCACCAUCGUGGCUCCUUUAGGAAACAGCAGCCUGGCCCCUGCCAAUGGCUCUGCGUCCUGUGGGAGCUUUGAGCAGCUGGAGUACUGGGCCAACAACUUCGAUGAUUUUGCGGCCGCCCUGGUCACCCUGUGGAAUGUGAUGGUGGUGAACAACUGGCAGGUGAUCCUGGACGCCUACGAACGCUACGUGGGCCCGUGGUCAAAGAUCUACUUUGUGCUGUGGUGGCUGGUGUCAUCCGUCAUCUGGGUCAACCUCUUUCUGGCUCUACUCCUGGAGAACUUCCUCCACAGGUGGGACCCCCGAAGUCAUGAACAGCCCCCUGCUGGGACCUCAGAGGCCACCUACCAGAUGUCGGAGGAACUCAUGUUCAGGGACAUCCUGGAGGAGCCUGGGGACGAGGAGCUGAUGGAGAAGCUGCGUCGUCAUCCCCACCUGUGGCUGUGCAGGUGAUAUCCGGGCGGCCUUCGUGCCCUGGGAACCACGUGUCGUGGAAGAGGCAGCUGGCUGUGGCCAGGCAGGAGGACUGUGCCUCUGACAGGCCACAUCUCAGGGAACAGGCGGAGGUGGGACAAGGACAGCCCAGGCUUGCCUGCGGUGUGGAUGAUGUGGCGCUUUUGGUGGCACUGUGCUGUGCUGCUCUCUUCUCCAAGCUGCUUCAGGGAGAUGAGACGGUCAGUUUCCUGAAAAGGAGGCAGUGACUGUCCUCUCGGGGCCUGUAGCCCCCAUGGUGCCUUCGCUGCUGGUGGCCUUCAGUGACUGGAGCCCUGUACAGGGCCUGCACAGGGUAACUCAUAGAUUCCAUGCCCUGAGUGGAAGGUGCUGGGUGUUUUACACAAAGGGAAUGUUCACUAUAUUUUAUUAUUUUAUGGAUUAUGUGUGUGAUUGGGGGUGUGUUUAUGGGUCAGAAUGCCACUAAUUUUCAGCGGUAAGUCUUGCAAACAAUGAGAUUGUUAUUCUUCCUUCAGUGUGACUCUGGUCCUACUUCUCUGAAAGCCACUGGGUAAGGUUGUUUAGGUUGUGCACGGUACAAGGGUACCUGACCCUGUGGCUGUAUCCUGGCACUUGGGUUUCUGACUGUUGUGAGGAGCACCUUUUACUGAUUUGCUCAAAAGCUUAUAAGCCUGCAGUGGUCCUUUUUUGGGUAUCCAUGGUGUGUGGUAGAGGGGGCUGGAUUGGGGACAGGGAAGAAGUGAGCUCUGUGACAGGCCACAAUGUCACUUGAUUCACCUUGAUCCAGGUUGACUAGUGGUUUUGGUAUUCAUGUACUAGCUCCAGUGCUUGGGUGCGCAGCUUCUGGAGGUUUCCACAGAAGGGAAUGUGGAUAUCCAUGAGUGAUGCUUACCAGGGUUGAUGCGUGAUGCCUGCAGGGUUUGAUGAGUGAUGUCCGCUGUGGGCUCUGUGGGCAUUAAGGGUGUGAAUGUCACCCCACUGCUGGAAGUGAGCUCCCUAGUCUUGCCACAGUGGGUCUGGAAAUGGGAUUUGAGGAUAGCAUGACUGAAAAAGGACUAGACUUGCCAUGCAAUGAGCUGCCUUGGGUGGUGCAGAUGCCAGUGAGGGAGUUAGGUCCCUGGCAUAGUGUGGCUUCUGUCUGGCCCUGGGGCUUGUCUGAAGUCCUGGCUGUUUCCUGGACCCUUUUUUUGGGGGGCCUCUGGAGUUGUGAGGGGACUCCCAGACCUCUCCCCAACCACCUCUCUGGAAGCUGGUGAGUGCAGAGGACU
Messenger RNA from Octodon degus (degu), 3555 nucleotides. RefSeq names its product two pore segment channel 2 (gene Tpcn2). Gene Ontology annotation, biological process: monoatomic ion transport; transmembrane transport. The record is from RefSeq and is a predicted model, not a curated record. NCBI's taxonomy places the organism in Eukaryota, Metazoa, Chordata, Mammalia, Rodentia, Octodontidae. Gene Ontology annotation, molecular function: monoatomic ion channel activity; voltage-gated channel activity. Gene Ontology annotation, cellular component: lysosomal membrane. Bases 23 to 2287 code for a protein of 754 amino acids. The transcript has 25 exons.